CACAACAGCAGAAAGAGGAAAGAGUUGCGGAAGGUUGUGUGUGCGGCCGACAUGGAAUGCAUCGUCCUGAGCUCGCUAUUUGAGAGCAUUUUCGCAUUUCCUGCGUCCUGUGAGCCUCUGAACUGCUUGGAAAGGACAGAUAAUGAAAUGAUAAAUGACGUAAUAUUACACCGCCUCGAAGCAGAAGCGCGGCAACGAUAGCAUCAACCCGAUAAUUAGCAGCGAGUUCAGCAUUCCUUCGAAGCGUGGCUCCUCUGCGAAAAGAGCGUUAACCGUAUGUGCUGCGUGUGGAUACCUCCGGAGCUUCUUUAAAGGGGAAGAACCGAGGGCGGCGGGCUACAAUGGCAACGAGGCGGUCGAGGAUUCAGGUAAAACCCAAUACGGGACGUGUCGGAGGCGCUGGACCGGCGAAACCGGCACCCGCGAAAGCGUCACCCCGGAAGUCGACCGUGUCCAAGCCGCCGAACGUUGAAGUCGAACAGUCGGAAAACACCGCGAACGCGACAGCGGUGGCCCCUCCGCAGGCGACGGAAACCGCGAAUUCUGUCACCCCGUCCGUGGACCAGCCCGUAAUUUGUUCACCUGUGAGACAGGAAGUUCCACCCGUGGUCCCGGAAAAAGAAAUCGUCAACGAAAAACCCGCCGAGGAUGUCGACACUGCUGCUACGGAAAAUGUUUCGGAUGCAGCGACGAAGGACUCCGAGCCGGUGAAGAAAAAAAGGAGAGUGUCCAAGCCGCAACCGAACGUUCGUGGGGCGUCGGGCCGCGGCGUGAAACGACGGGAACCAGAACCUGUUGUGGAAGUUGAGGACAGUGUCGUACAAGCGGAGCGUAGGACCGAACCACCUGUAGUUGUUGUCGAAGAAACAUCGCCCGCAGAGAGUCCGAUGCUUCCUCCAUCCAGGACGAGUGGAAAAGCUGUCAUCGAGAAACGGGCACGGAAAGAAAACAAGGAGCUCCAAGCUCGUAAACGAAGGCAGUAUCGGACCGGAAGCAAAAGCAAUCCUCCGGAUCGCAGUUCUAUGACCAUGCUGGACUUGAUUUAUUACAAUCCUCCGGGCAACCCAAUGCCCGAGAAGCCGUCAAAAACAACGGUAGUCGAAGAAGUGACGACGACGGAAGCCCCGCCAGAAGAAGAGGAGGAAAACGGGGAAGAGGAAUCCGUAGGACCGCGGGUGAGGGUGGGACCGGACGGCGAGAUUACGAUCGACGAAGAAUCGCUGGUCAUUCGUCGCGGCCCCACAAAGGAAGACAGCCGAGCGGUGGUCUACGAGACGGGAACGGAGACCCACUACGGCUCGUUCCGAAAGAAGACGAGCGGAAAACGUACUUGGACGACGAGGGAGACCGCGAGGUUCUACCGGGCGCUGAGCGUCUGCGGCACAGAUUUCACCCUCAUGUCGACGUUCUUUCCGAAACGUACGCGACAGGACCUUAAGAACAAGUUCAAACGUGAGGAACGCAUUAAUAGAGAACUUGUGGACAAGACUAUAAACGAUCCCACGCAGUUCGACACCGUUGGUCUCGAGGAUGAAGAAGAAGAAGAGGAGCGGGUGGAUGAUCCCGACGACCCGAGAGGUUUACAAAACGGACACGACUCUCCUGCCCCACGUAAACGCAGGAAGGGCAGGCAGCCGAAAACCCCCGAUAAAAACCCGGACGAAUCGGUCAUCGACGUUGAAAUGGAAGUGGUUGAGGAGGACACGGCAGCCGACAACGUGGUUCCUCUCGAUGAGGAGGAACGUGCGCCAACUCCGCCCCCGGUGCCUCAAGCGUGCGCUACGCCCCUGGCGGCAUCUUCGCCCGCACCAGGGGUGUUGUCCCAGGGGCAGUUGGUGUUUUAUGCGAGCCAUUCUCAAGAGCAGGUGGUGCACGUGUUUGUGGUGUCGCCUCAGGCAAACGUGAGUGCUUCUGAGCUUGUGAGCCGUCUCAACACUCCGCCCCUGAGCCAGCAGAAAGGGGCCCAGCAGGGGACACCCCAAAGGACACCUGGGAGGUCACCCCUUGUUGGGUUCGCAUCUCCGCCUGCUCAAGCCAGCACAAAUGGGGCGUAUUCAGGUGUGCCCAGUCAUUCCCUAAUUCAUAGGACACCAGGGGUUAGUUUCUUGCCAAAGGGUAUAACACCCCUGAACGCAUCACCUUUGCAACCUGGGCAACAGGGCACGUUCAUGUGCCAGAAGGGCACCACUCCUGUUUCUGAAACAUCUAUGCAGCCUUUGUUGUCGCAAGAGGGCGCUUGUGAGUGUCAAUCAACAUUGCAGGAAGACCCCUUACCUGUGUCCGCACCUCUUGGGGUUGAUACACCCCUGACACCCGAGAGUGUCAGUGUUUGUGAAGCUCCUCAGAAGGAAAAAAUGGGACCCCUGCUCACUCCCCUGGAAACUGGUUCCCACGAGUCCCCAUCAGCCGAGCAAUUAAAAGGCCAAAGGACAGCAGUGAGCGUUUCAGAGCAGUCACAGAAAGUGCCUACACCCCUGAGCGAGAAAUCUGCAGAAACCACCACGUGUCAGGACUCGUCUGAUGCGAGGUCGUCAGAGCCUAUUACCACAUCUGUGAGAGUGAAAUUUUCUCCAGUGAGUGCUCAUGUGCAAUUGCAGAAAGGUACACCCCUGUCUACACCCCCAAGAGAGAACACUAUGUUGGUGAGUGACGGUGAGGCCACAUUAAAACCUAUGUCUCCGCCCUUGCCCGUGAGCAAAAAGUGUGCGCCGCGGAGUGCUGGACAGGCGACAGCACCGUGCACGUCGGAGGAGUUGAAUUCUGGACCCUCACCCAAAGACACCCCUGAACCCGUACAGACACAGCUGAGAGCUGGUCUGCCUCUCACAGAUAAUGAUCAGACAUUGGUGAAAGAGAACACUUGUGCAGAUUCUGCAUCCCUUACUGCAGUGCAACCACCUCAGGCAGUUCCAAAACAAACUAGUGCACCCAUGAAACCGCAAGGAGCUCCAAUGAGGCGACGUAGGGCCGUUGUGUGCCCGAAGACCACGUCUGAACCUCGUGUGCGGCAAAAGGCCGGUGCAACAUAGGCCUAGCUGGCAAUCCCAGUUAGGUGUGGUUUUUACACCCCUUUCACUGUUACACCCCUGAUGCAAUGGCAACUGUUAUACGCCCUGGAUACUUGUUUUCUGCAUACUUUUAUAUUUGAUAUUUUGUCUAUUUUUUUGCACGAAAUUUGUAGCAAAAAAACAAAAUCACUGUUGGGGGUCUCAGAUGGUACUAUACACUAUUUAUUUUGCAAUCAUUCUGUAAAAAAUUGAAGUCAUUGUUUUUGCACAACUUUUCUGGUCAUUGCUUAAUGGACUUGUAAUGUGUAUUUAUUCUACUUAACAAUAUUUGAGCAAAACUCAGAGGGUUUGUGCUCUCUCUUUGUGUCUAUCACUUCAGAGGCAAUAAUCAUAAAUUCAUUAUUUAUCCGA
Ornithodoros turicata is the source of this 3419-nucleotide messenger RNA. It is a transcript of the gene Bdp1, whose product is annotated as cell surface glycoprotein 1-like. The coding region runs from base 342 to 3029 and encodes 895 amino acids. Gene Ontology annotation, biological process: RNA polymerase III preinitiation complex assembly. The transcript has 6 exons. Gene Ontology annotation, molecular function: TFIIIC-class transcription factor complex binding. NCBI's taxonomy places the organism in Eukaryota, Metazoa, Arthropoda, Arachnida, Ixodida, Argasidae. The record is from RefSeq and is a predicted model, not a curated record. Gene Ontology annotation, cellular component: transcription factor TFIIIB complex.